AUGAAAGCCUUGAAAAUGAUGACAGUGUGCACCAUUGCAUUCGCAUGUCAACUCUCAAACGCCCAACUAGUCUUACCAACAGGACUAGAGCUAUAGAGAUUGCUAAGGUAUGGACUUUAGCCUUAAGUCAUAGUGUAUCCAGAUGUUGAAGCUGUGUAAACUAUGAGGAAUAGAGAGUAAAGAACUGAUAUUAUUCCUAAACAAUGGUAUAUUGACCACUAUGCUGGAAUUGUUGCUCCAAUAGUUAUGGCUUCAAAUUCUGUUGAUGCCAUAACCAAGACUUAAAAGGCUGUUGAUUUUCUCCUAACAAGAAACUACUUCAACAGCGAUCAAAUUAAGUUCCUUACAGAAAUGAAGAAUGAAUGUGUUUAAGACAUGAAGAUGUCUGCAUAAUAGAUUAGCUUGACUUUCCCCUAAAGAUUUGAAAAUUUGGUUGCCUAACAUAGUACAGGAAUCAACUCAGAUUAGCGCCUCUCAACUUUAGUUGAGAAGGUUAGAGACCAAAUAAAACAAUCAAUGACUACCGCUUAAGUCUAUGAACCAAAUGUAUCUGCAAUAGAUCUUCUUCCAUAUUAAUAUCGUUUUGCUGAAUUAUACGGCCAACAUUGA
Molecule: messenger RNA, 609 nt
Organism: Stylonychia lemnae
Lineage: Eukaryota; Ciliophora; Spirotrichea; Sporadotrichida; Oxytrichidae
Source: the annotation of a GenBank genome assembly